This is a messenger RNA of Metopolophium dirhodum (rose-grain aphid), 1483 nucleotides long. RefSeq names its product zinc finger BED domain-containing protein 5-like. The transcript has a single exon. The coding region runs from base 555 to 1448 and encodes 297 amino acids. The record is from RefSeq and is a predicted model, not a curated record. Lineage: Eukaryota; Metazoa; Arthropoda; Insecta; Hemiptera; Aphididae.
GUAUGUUGUUAUUACUUAUUAGUUAUAUUACCUAUAGGCUAUAUAAUAUAAUUAUUUUUUUAUUUAUUUUCUUUAAUAUCAGUAAAGAUUACUAGGCCUCACUGAGUUUAAAUAUAUAUAGUCAAUACGCAUAGUGUAUAUUGUAUAUAUAUACCUAUCAUGGACGUGCUCAACGGGAGGGUUAAGGGGGUUAAACCCCCCAUCCCCGUGGAUACUUUACAAGUGUAAUAUGUGUAUACCAGCGGUUCCCAAACUGUGCACCGCGGUGCCCUAGGGGCACCGCGAGCACUUUCUGGGGGCGCCGCGGUCUACGUUUCAUAAGUUUAAAAUGUAUAUAAAAACCAUAUGCCCAAUUACUGGGUUUGAUAUUUAUCAGUAUAAUAUUAUUACUAGAUAUGAUUUUAUGGGUAAUAAAUUAUUACAAAUAAUUGUUGAUUGUUGACUGAUUGUACCUUUAUUAUAUUCUAAUCAUGUCAGACGAUGUAUUCAAUUAACUAUUACUUAUUAGUCUGUUAUUUCAAACUGACAACGAAAAUGCACUGAGAGCUUCCUACAUGGUGAACUACCGAAUUGCUCAAAAAGGUGAAGCUCAUACUAUUGCUGAAACGCUUAUAAAACCAUGUCUUAUUGAUAUAGCAACUUGUAUGCUUGACGAAAAAUUUGGCAAGGCUCUUACGCCGUUAAUGGAAUUACGAACUGAAGUUCUUUCAUUUUUAAUGGACCACAACGUUACAUUGGGUAAAAUCAUGAAUGAUGUAACACGGCUCUGUCAAUUUUCAUACUUGGCUGAUAUUUUUAGCAAAAUGAACGAGCUCAGCCUUUCCUUACAAGGAAGGACUAUGACAAUUUUUGAUGCCAGCCACAAAGUAAGUGCAUUCAAAAGGAAAAUUGAUUAUUGGGCACAGUGUACUACUAAAGGCAAAUUUGAAUGUUUUCCAAUAAUGCAAGCCUUUUUGGAAGAAAAUGAUGAGCAGGCUUCUACUAAUAUUGUCAACGAGAUUAUUGAGCACCUCAAACAGCUAAAAAAUUCUUUUGAGCAAUAUUUUCCUGCAGAUCGGGAAGUAUUGUUGAAAGACCAUGAAUGGGUACUGAAUCCAUUCUCAGUUUGUAUGAAACCUUCAAGCUUAUCUUCAAGUGAUUACGAAAGGUUGAUCGAUUUAACUUCUGACUUAAUAUUAAAAUCUUCCUUCAACAGCAAUGCGUAUGCCGAAUUUUGGUUAAGUUUGAAAGACAAAAGUUAUGAAGGUUUAAGCGAGAAAGCGAAAACACUAUUUUUACCCUUUGCCACUACUUACUUAUGCGAGUCAGGAUUUUCGUCAUACGCUGCAACUAAAACCAAAUACCGCAAUCGCCUCAAUGUUGAACCUGACCUCCGACUCCAAUUAUCAAAAAUAAAACCUGACAUUGCAAAACUGUGCCAAAAUAAGCAACCACAUACAUCACAUUAAUUAAAAUUAAAUUGUAAAUAUUUUUCAUUUGUUAU